Messenger RNA from Scatophagus argus, 1279 nucleotides. RefSeq names its product DIRAS family, GTP-binding RAS-like 1a (gene diras1a). The transcript has 4 exons. Gene Ontology annotation, molecular function: GDP binding; GTPase activity; GTP binding. Lineage: Eukaryota; Metazoa; Chordata; Actinopteri; Scatophagidae. The record is from RefSeq and is a predicted model, not a curated record. Gene Ontology annotation, cellular component: plasma membrane. Bases 174 to 773 code for a protein of 199 amino acids. Gene Ontology annotation, biological process: signal transduction.
UGAUGGUGAUGAUGAUGGUGAUGAUGGUGAUGUGAGUCACAGAGCGGAGGGUUCAGGAUGCUGACAGCCGCUCCUCAGUAGACUCAGCCGGCGCACAGACGCUGCGGAUCCGCCGGAGGACACACGCUUACAGGUCAGCUGUCCAGAUCAGCAGGUGGACUCCAGCUCCCAGAAUGCCCGAGCAGAGUAACGACUACCGGGUGGUGGUGUUCGGAGCCGGUGGGGUGGGGAAGAGCUCGCUGGUCCUUCGCUUUGUCAAAGGCACCUUUAGAGACACGUACAUCCCGACCGUGGAGGACACGUACAGACAGGUGAUCAGCUGCGAUAAGAGCGUCUGCACGCUGCAGAUCACAGACACAACAGGAAGUCACCAGUUUCCCGCCAUGCAGCGUCUUUCCAUCUCCAAGGGCCACGCCUUCAUUCUGGUCUACUCCAUCACCAGCCGCCAGUCGCUGGAGGAGCUCAAACCCAUUUACCAACAGGUCCUGGCCAUCAAAGGCACCGUGGAGUCCAUUCCCAUCAUGCUCGUGGGCAACAAAAGUGACGAGUUGGCCCAGCGCGAGGUGGAGACGAAGGAGGGCGAGGCCCAGGCCGCCGCCUGGAAGUGCGCCUUCAUGGAGACGUCAGCCAAGACCAACUCCAACGUGAAGGAACUGUUCCAGGAGCUGCUGGCCCUGGAGAAGAAGAGGGACAUGAGCCUGAGCAUCGACGGCAAGCGCUCAGGAAAACAGAAACGAGCCGACAAGCUGAAGGGGAAGUGCAGCAUCAUGUAGAGCGAGCGGCGGACUUUCUGCAGAGACCUGGAAACAGCCGAGGAGGCAGGAGACCCCCCCCCCCCCCCACCUUCCCCCCAGCUCUGCAUCACAGAGGACCGGUGCUCUCCUCCUCCUCCUCCUCCUCCUCCUCCGUCUGUGUGAACACUGAAGCCCAGAGGAACAAAACAAUGAGACCGACUCAUAAUGGAAACUUUAUUUAGAACAGGGCCUCAGGCUCCUCCUGGCCCUGAACUGGACCGAGUUUGUUCUUUGUUUGUGGCCACGAAAUACGAAAUACACACACACACACACACACACACACACACACACACACACACACACACACACACACACACACACUUGCCACCACUAACCAUCACACAAACGUUAUAAUGAAGGAAAACUUCACUGAUUUGUAUGUGCUCCUUGAGCCAGCAUGGAGGGAACGUCUAAGUUUUCUGUGUAAGAUAUUAGAAGGUUGUCAUUGGCAACACCUGAUGACAUACGAGACGCCAGACGAUUGG